AUGGAUCUACAGUCUCCGUCUAUUCUGGCACAAUUGCCUCGCCCCCUCCAUGCCUCCACGGGUAAAACUCGUAUCGGCGAUGUCUACAGUCUCGCCGAUGCGAAAAAGCGCAAGCGUUAUGAAGUCGCGGUCACCGUUGAUGGCGAGGCUGUGAACAUUUACAAUGUUCAAACCCCCAAACUCGUGACCUCCUACGCCGUGCCACCGCAGUCUUCUUUUUCUUGCCGACCAUGCUCCGUCCGCCGCAAGCUGUCCAAGAAGUCCAUUGUUAAGAGACAAACCUACACUAUUGCCACGAAGCCUGAACAUCAAAUCAAAUGCUUCGUGGAGGAGAUUGGGAAUGGUUUGAGCGCACCCGUGAUCACCUCUUCGAAUGCCACCAUCACCGACUCCAGCAGCCCCGCAAAAUUCGUUGGAAUCGUCCCUUUCAACACCGAAGAUGAGGAUAAGGUCGAUCCCUUUGAUAUCCUAGCCGUUCACGAGGAUGGUCGUGUCCGACGGUUGUCCUCCGACUUGAAGACUCAACACUGGAGUAUUCAACACAGUGAAAUCGCCAAAGUGUGCACCACCCACCUCGUUCACUCGUCCUUUUUGAUCGACCUCGAGGAUGCGAAAAAGACUUUGUUCAAGAGACGACAAGAUUUGGCUGCGCUUGCCCUGAGCGACUCCACAGCCUCCAGCACCGAGGAACCGUCCAUCCUCCUAGUCGUGUCCCACCCGCAAAAUUCCGACCAGAUUACUUUGAGCGAUGUCAUUGUCCAAAUGUUCUCUGUUCCUGCGAACUCAAAGUCGGGCGGUCUUGAAGAGAGCCAGCGCCUUCGCCACCUUCAAACGAUCCAAGUUCCCGCGCCUACCGGACUCGACAAAGUCAACACGAAUGCGCUUCAGUGGAGCUUCCACGCCGGUUCCGCCGGACUCCAGCUCUCCUUUGAGAACGGAUUUGUGAAUAUUGAUCUUUCCCAAUACUCUCCUUCCGUCACUUCUCAAUUCGUACUGGACGAGAAGUUCUCAUCGGUCAUGCGUGUCUCCCCUCAGUGCGUUAUCGGCGCAAGCGAAUCUUUGAUUGCAGUGUACGACACUCAGUAUCAAUCCAUUCAGCGCAGUAUCGCUGCCAGCGAUGUCCUCUCUGCGGGCGGGUCAACCGCUGAGCCUACAGUCUUUAUCAGUUACUUUGCGAAACUUGGAAUGGCCGUUGCGGCUAAAGGAAACACCCUUGUCGGAUUCGAUCUGACUUCUUUGCAUAGCCACUCCGGUCCCUCUCUCAAGCGAUCGCGCGAUGGCUUGCUCAUUGAUGCUAUUGGACGAGGUAUUGGUUCAUCUGCUACACAGUGGGAUACGGUAUCCAAGAAGCACCGCUCUGAGAACAUGGCAUCCCUCCAUUUGACUUCUCCUGAACAGGUUGAGAAAUGGGAUCAAUUUACCAAAGAUAUUAACGAGGCGACAAAGUCACGCGAUGGCACAAAGUUCGACAAGACUGUUCGGGAUUACUUCGGUGCCUCUGAGUCUCAGCAACUCCCCGCACGAGGACAAUACGUCAACCCCGAAUCCACCCUCUUCUUGCUAUCUAAGAUCUUCGCGAUUGAGGAUUCUGCUACCCAAGAUAAAACCUCGGCGUCUUCUUCAUCUCAAUUGCGCAUUGUCCUGUGGCCCUCUGUGACAUGCGGCUGGCUUGUGCGUUUAGGUCACCUGUCGCCGGACAAUGUUGAGAUCGCGCUCCGUCGCGCUUACAAGCCUCGCAUCCUCCAGUCCCUUCCGACUGGAUCCUUCGUGCAGGCUUUGAUCGACUCGGAUCCUUCCUUGAAGCAGGUCAACCAGGUGCUCCGUGGUCCUGCUGUUAUUUCGCCCAAUGAACUUGCCUACGCCUUGAAAUACUUCCUUGGUCAAGCCCGCCUGCACUCCGGUGCCUUGGAGGAGACGGCUCGCGCUAUCACAAACGGAGACGUGGCUACCCCAACCCAAGAAUUGACCCGCCACCUUGGCGCUGAGGAUGCUGCUUUGAAAUAUAUCUUCUUCGGCCUGAACCAUACUCUCAGGAAGAUCCACUCCCAGCCCCAGGUCUCUAUUGUUCAGUCCCUCCGAUCAAACCUGUCGCGCGCAGACCUUCUUACCAUGGUCCACCACCUCCGUCUUUCUCUCGCUACUGGCGGCUCUACCUCUCGUUUCACCGAAAACCCUCCUACCCCGAUCACUCUUGAUCAGAUCACCCCUUCCCUCUCCCUUAAUACCAUCAUCGAUCUAAUUACUGCAUCCGUUGAUGCCGUUGGCCCAUCUGGCUGGGUCUCUGCUCUCCCGGCAGUGAACGAUCUUGACGACGAAUCGGAUGAGGCCAUUGCCUCCGCCAGCCGCGAAGCGGAGCUCAUUGCCGAUAUGAAAUCCGAGGUUUCCGCGGCCCUUGCCGGCGUUGAAGAAGCUACCUACCUCAAGGGUAUCCUACGCGAGUAUCUCAGCUUUGCCAGCCAGGCCGCCACCUCGGCCAACCCCGCGGAUGCUACCAACGGCACGGUCAGCGAAGUUACCACGGCUCCUCAAUCUCAACUGGUCCGCCAUGAGAAACUUAAUGGUGCUGAUCUGAUGAUCUUCACUCGUCCAGGUGAGGGUGAGGAUGGGUAUGACGGUGACGCUAGCGGCAAGAUGCUGCCGCUGUCUCUUAAACCUACUUCGGCCGAUGUUUCACUCGCCAAGAAGAAGUCUACUGGGGAGACCAAGGCCCGUAGCAGUCGUGAGAUUGGAUACCUUCGUCGCAAGGCUGUCGGGCAAUACUCUUUCGAAAAGCUCGUUGUCUAA
This is a messenger RNA of Penicillium waksmanii, 2784 nucleotides long. RefSeq lists its product as uncharacterized. The record is from RefSeq and is a predicted model, not a curated record. Bases 1 to 2784 code for a protein of 927 amino acids. Lineage: Eukaryota; Fungi; Ascomycota; Eurotiomycetes; Eurotiales; Aspergillaceae. The transcript is spliced from 2 exons.